AUGGCAAAGGUUUCCCCGAUUAAGCGCGCCCUCCUUUGGUCAGCCCUGCUCUGCUUUAACGGUUACCACUUUUUGAAAUUGCCCAGGAGUUCGUCUUAUUCCUUCCUGACCAGCAGCAAUAUCGUCGGGAAGAAGGUUAAAAAUGCAGCUGAACCAGAACAAAAGAACAGGCUGAAAUGCAAAGUGGAAGGAAUAGAGUACACAGUCCGCAAUGUGGACAAGUCGAUCGAGUUUUACAAAAAUGUGUUGGGUUUUCAAGUGCGGGAGAAGGGUGAGGGUUUCGUGAAAAUGGGCUUAGGCCCGGAAGAGGCUUAUAUAAAGCUAGUGCAAAAGGGGGAGCAGCAGGACCUGACUAUAGGAGAGCACUGCUUCCUGGGAUUAGGCGUAAACAUGGAAGAGUUCCAAAUAAGCAAAACGAAAAUAUACGGAGGGAAUGUGGAAGACGGGAUAGACAAAAGGCCGAUCACAGCGUGCAUACUUCCGGACGAGGACGCGCAAAUUAGGCGAUUCGCAACAAACUGCUUCGUGACGGACCCGGAUGGCUACGGAAUCGAGGUUGUGCUGCAGGGGAAAGGCAGCAAACUAGACAGGAUACGCUUCUUUACCACAUCGACGAAGGAUUCGCAAAAGUUUUACUCGGACAUUUUAGGAAUGGAGCUGAUAAAGAUACAGAGCCACUUGGAAGAAAUUUCCUACCCCUGGAGUGUAUACGGCGGGAUGAGUUACUUCUUCUCCUCGGGAAGGAACGAGACGGUGCUGCAGAUGGCGUAUGCCUACGAUGAGGAUAAGCUACACAUGGGGAAUUCGCUUGGGAAUUUAAUUUUGAGUUUUAACGACUUGGCCCCCGUGGAGAAGAGGCUACGGGAAAAUGGAAUAGAACUGUUGGAGUCGCACGGGGGCUGGGUGGUCAAGGAUCUGGACGGGUACAGUGUUCAUUUGAAGGGUGACAAGUGA
Molecule: messenger RNA, 954 nt
Organism: Plasmodium coatneyi
Lineage: Eukaryota; Apicomplexa; Aconoidasida; Haemosporida; Plasmodiidae
Product: Glyoxalase I
Exons: 6
Coding region: 1-954 (317 amino acids)
Cellular component (GO): cytoplasm
Molecular function (GO): lactoylglutathione lyase activity
Source: RefSeq, a predicted model, not a curated record